AGCUGGCGCUCACUUGCUGGCCGUGGGCGCGCCGGGCAGGUUCUCUCAGUCUAUCAGCUUUCUGCCCGUUCUGCGUGUGGACAGCUCACAACUCUCCGACAGCACCAUGACUCUAGAGGAAAUCCGCGGCCAGGACGCUGUUCCGGAAAGCACCGCCAGGAUGCAGGGCGCUGGGAAGGCGCUGCAUGAGCUGCUGCUGUCGGCGCAGCGCCAGGGCUGCCUCACCGCCGGCGUCUACGAGUCCGCCAAAGUCCUGAACGUGGACCCCGACAACGUAACCUUCUGCGUGCUGGCUGCCGACGAGGAGGACGAGGGCGACAUCGCGCUGCAGAUCCACUUCACGCUGAUCCAGGCGUUCUGCUGUGAGAACGACAUCGAUAUUGUGCGCGUCGGUGACGUGCAGAGGCUGGCGGCGAUCGUGGGUGCAGGCGAGGAGACGGGCGCGCCUGGGGACCUGCAUUGUCUCCUUAUUUCGAACCCCAAUGAGGACGCGUGGAAGGACCCUGCCUUGGAGAAGCUCAGCCUGUUCUGCGAGGAGAGCCGCAGCGUCAACGACUGGGUGCCCAGUAUCACCCUCCCCGAGUGACAGCCUGGCAGGGGCCUUGGUCUGAUCGACGUGGAGACGCCGCGGGGCGCCUAGCGCGGCUGGCUCUGUGGGUGCGCCCUCGGAGGGCGGGCGCCCGAGUGUGGCGUGGAGACUGGCAGGCGGGGGCGCGUGGAGAGCGGCGAGGAGGCGCGGGGUCGGCGGGCGGCGCAGGGGCAGGCUGGCCCCAGCGCAGGACUCCGCGCGUGCGGCGCGUGCGGAGAACGGUUGUUUGCCCAGAAGGCCGGAGGCGGGACGCUGGCCGCGGGGUCGGAAAGAACGGACUGGCGGGGCGGCGUGACUCAGCAGGCUGCGCUCCCUCCAGGAAGGAGGGGAAAGGCCGGACAGGCGAGGCGGCCUGGACUCGUACAGUCCCAGAAGCUGGGACGGACUGAGCAGUCUUGCAGGGCUGUUUCAAAGCGCAUUGGCCGACGCUUCGUUUCCUAAAGGAUUAUGCUGGUGCAGCUUUGAAUUUCACAAUAAACUUAACGAAACAAA
Messenger RNA from Manis pentadactyla (Chinese pangolin), 1081 nucleotides. It is a transcript of the gene GADD45G, whose product is annotated as growth arrest and DNA damage inducible gamma. Gene Ontology annotation, cellular component: nucleus; cytoplasm. The record is from RefSeq and is a predicted model, not a curated record. Lineage: Eukaryota; Metazoa; Chordata; Mammalia; Pholidota; Manidae. Gene Ontology annotation, biological process: regulation of cell cycle. The transcript has 4 exons. Bases 107 to 586 code for a protein of 159 amino acids.